Heterocephalus glaber (naked mole-rat) is the source of this 8325-nucleotide messenger RNA. It is a transcript of the gene Tcp11l1, whose product is annotated as t-complex 11 like 1. Gene Ontology annotation, biological process: signal transduction. The record is from RefSeq and is a predicted model, not a curated record. Lineage: Eukaryota; Metazoa; Chordata; Mammalia; Rodentia; Bathyergidae.
AACGAGUCAAGUGAUUCUGAGCAGGGCCUGGAAGGUGCUGUGGAACAUUCUGAUGAAGCUUUACAGAAAAAUAUAAAAUCAGACUCUCCUAGCCCCCAGAGGGUACAAAGACCUCACUCUUCCUAGUUGUGAGGCAAGCAACUUUAUUACCAUGUGCUCUCCACCAUGAUGUGCUGCCUCACUACUGACGCAAAGGCAUGGAUCCAGCUGGUUAUGGACUGACUUUCCAAAACUCUAGUCCUCUUCGAUUUGUGACAGUAGAAGAACUUUUGGAGACAACAAAAGGAGUCACCAACAUGGCUCUAGCCCAUGAAAUCGUGGUAAAUGGAGACUUUCGGAUUAAGCCAGUUGAACUACCAAAGGACAGCUUGGAGAAGAGAGUGAAGGAGAUUGUACAUAAAGCUUUUUGGGAUUGCCUGAGUGUCCAGCUAAGUGAAAAUCCCCCAACGUAUGACCAUGCCAUCAAACUUGUGGGAGAAAUCAAAGAGACACUUUUAUCUUUCUUGCUGCCUGGUCACACUAGACUGAGAAACCAGAUAACAGAAGUCUUGGAUCUGGAUCUAAUAAAGCAGGAAGCAGAGAAUGGAGCCCUAGACAUUUCUAGGCUGGCAGAAUUCAUUAUUGGCAUGAUGGGGACACUGUGUGCACCUGCUCGAGAUGAGGAAGUUAAGAACCUAAAGGACAUUAAGGAAAUAGUGCCCCUUUUCAGGGCAAUGUUUGCUGUGCUGGACCUAAUGAAGGUGGACAUGGCCAAUUUCGCUGUCACCAGCAUCAGACCCCACCUCAUGCAGCAGUCGGUUGAGUACGAGAGGAAGAAGUUUCAAGAACUGUUGGAGAAGCAGCCAGAUUCCCUGGACUUCGUCACCCAGUGGCUAGAAGAAGCCUCUGCUGACCUCAUGAUUCAGAGGUACAAACACACCCUGCCAGCCAGCGGGGAGGCUGCCAGCUCCAAGGAUGCCCUUGUUCCGAGUGCUGUCUCCAUCCAGAACUACGCGUACCUGAAACUGCUGAAGUGGGACCACCUCCGCAGACCUUUCCCUGAGACAGUGCUGAUGGACCAGGCGCGUUUCCAAGAGCUCCAGGGGCAGCUAGAGCUGCUGACGGUCUUGGGGGCCGUGUUGCUGGUCACGUUCAGCAUGUCGGGCCCUGGAGUCUCCAGCCGGGCUGACUUUGUUGAGAGACUCAAGACGAUUGUGAAGGUCCUGCUGACUGACAUGCACCUGCCCACCUUCCUCCUGGACGAGGCCCUGACCACCAUUGGGGAGAAAGUGUGCCUGGAGCUGAGUGGCUGCCUUGCGCUGUGUGGGUCCCCCGCCUUCUCCAUCGACAAGGAGACCGUGCUCAAGGGCCAGAUCCAGGCCGUGGGCGGCCCUGACGACCCCGUCCGCAGGAUCACGGAAUCCCGAAUCUUGACCUUCUUAGAAACCUACCUUGGCUCAGGUCACCAGAAGCCAUUGCCCACAGUGCCUGGGGGACUGGGUCCAGUUCAAAAAGAGCUGGAGGAACUUGCUGUGAAAUUUGUUCGCCUGGUCAACUAUAACAAGAUGGUCUUCUGCCCCUACUAUGAUGCAGUCCUCAGUAAGCUCCUCCUCCGGUCCUAAAGCGCAGGCACCCUCCAGCAGAAGUAUUGGUCACCGGCCCCAGAACACCUGAGCUCAGUUCUACCAUUGCUUUAGAAAAUGGCUAAAUAGUACAGUUCUGUCUAACAGCCUUGAUUCGACAGGGAAGAAUAUUGUGUAUCACCGGUGAAAAGACUCGUUGAAGAAUGCACUGAAUUCUAUUUUGAGAGAUUGUAUUUAUGAGUGCAAGUUUACAGAUCAAAGAAGCUUUUUGUUAUCUUGAGUUUUAUAGGUAACACUCAGCUUUUUAGCAGUUGACCGCUGUGUCCCCAUGUUACCCCAUAGAGACUGCAGUGGCUGCGUCCUCCCAAGGAGGCUGGGACCCCUGCUCUGCUUGCUAGCUGGCUGGCCCAUGCUGACUCCCACCAAGAGUACAAGAGACUAAGCCAUGACUUUACUUCUUGCCCCUCCCUUGCAAGCCCCCUCUCCUCUUCUCUGCAGGUAUUUAUGAUAGAAGGGCUGUAUGUAUAAUGUUACUGCCCCACCUCACCCCAGUGGCUUCUGCCAUACCUGGCCUAGCCAGGGCCCUGGAGCCCUUUUCUUUUAGAGCAUAGACAAACUGGGGCAUAGUGGCACGCCUGCAGUGCUGCAGUCCCAGCUACUUGGGAGGCUGAGGCAAGAUGAUGAUUUGGGCCUAAGAGUUCAGAGCGAGCCUGGGCAAUAUAGAGACUCUGUCUAAAAGAAAAACUUAUUCUUUUUUACAGUAUUACUGUGCCUAAACCUGGAUGAUAGCAGUUUAGUCCUAUGGGAUCUAAAGAAAGGAAUUUUAUUUGUUAGCCUGGAAAGUUAAGGGGGAAAUUUUAAAGAUAGGUAUUUAUGUAUGUAUAUAUAAAUAAAUAAAUAAACACACACACACACACACACACACACACACACACACACACGCACAGUUCAGUGUAAUAGGAAAUGUCUGGGGUUUUUAGGGCCGAGGAUCCAGCUCAGUGGUGCUGCUCCUGCCUGGCAAGCAUAAGGUCCUGAGAUCCUGAGUUCAAUUCCCAGUACCAAAAAAAAAAGUAUAAUAUACAGAUGUGUUGAUUGAAUUUGAAUUCUGAAACUAGAUUGAAGUAUUUUUAGGUAAAAUAGCUCAAUCUCACUAAUCUAGAUGAAGUUUUAGAAUAGUCCCUGGUAUUUGGGUAGUAAUUUUCAAGGAACUUCGGUGACUGGAAUUACCAACAUGCCCUGUGACUAUAAUUUGAGUCUUACAGGUGACCUGCUAAAAAAAUAAAUAAAAUAUGUAUAUAUGUAUGUGUGUUUUAGGCCAGGGAUAUAAGCAGAGCCAUGGAGUCUUUGGAAUGAUCUCCACCUGUCAGAACUGUAAGGGGUAAAAUAAUGUGUUAAUCCCUAUAUUAAUGCCGAUGGGCUGGGGUGAAAGGGUGAGGAACAUUUAUCCUCUGACUGUCCAAGGGUUCCUGGCUUGAGGAGAGUGAGUGGCUAUGAGGGAUGUGAUCUCUCCAAAUAUGUGCUACUGACCUGACUCUAAUGCUGCUUUUGACUUGUGGUCAGAGGGUAUGACACAUGAUGUGGUCAGAAAGUCAAUGAAUUUAGACUCAAGGACAGAUUUUCCCUGGUUUCUUUUUUUUUUUUUUUUGGUACCGGAGAUCGAACUCGGGUCCUUGCACUUUCGCAGCAGGUGGCGAAACCACUGAGCUAAAUACCCAGCCCUUUCCCUGGUUUCUUUAGGAUGAAAGUUCAGUAAGAAAAACACAGAUGCUCACUCAGCAGGACUGAGGGUAUAGCUCAGUGGUGCAGCACGGACUGCUGGCCUAGUAUGUGUGAAGUCUUGGAUUUUGAGUCUCAGUAUGGAAAACAGUCAUUCAGUUAGAACAGCACAUAAAGACUUUUGGACAAAAAAGUAGAAGAAACUUGGAAGUGAUUUCAAAAGGUCCCAGGAAGACCAGAAGCUAUUCCUGAGCAACCGGGGACAAGAGGCCACAUUUCACUGUGGUGAUUUUGGUUUUUUGUUUUGUUUUUUGAGGCAGGGUCUUCAUAUAUAGUCCAGGCUGGUCUUGAACUCACAGUGUCACCCAGGCUGCCCUUGAAACUUGCAGCGGUUUCUCCUGAUUCAGCCUCCUAAGGGCUAGGAUUACAGGCCUGCACCACCACACCUGUCUGAUUUUGGUUUUUGAAGGAAGACUAAAAGAGCUGGCUGGUUUGGCCUCUAGAGCAUAGGUAUUACAAUAAUGCAGGUCAAAGGGAAGAAAGGUACUCGGUGAAGUUUCAGACUAGGUAGUAUCAGAAUAUGUUUUCCUUUGGUUAAUGUUUGAAUUGCUGUUGGUGCCAGGGUUUAUACAGAGGACUUAGAUCUGGUUGUAGGAAUUCAGGGGGAGAUUAUGUGUAAGCAGAUGAGCCAUGAAAUUACUUGCAAUGUUAAAAAAAAAAAAAGUAGAGGCAGAUAAGCUAUAUCUUUAGGUCCUUGGAGAAUCUGGGGUCACUGUACACUGGCAGACAGGCCAUAAUUUAGGUGAAAGUAUUUUUAAAGAAAAAAAUCCAUCCUUUAUAAUUACCUCAAGGUCACUUCUGGAUCAUUGCUUUGAGCCGGAGGUAUGUUUGUGGUUAUUAGCGAACAAAUUGGGUUCUGGAGCCAAGAAGCCGGGUCACCCAGGGACAGCAUGCUGCUGGCCCAAACCUCAGCACUGGGGGUGCUUGCUCCCCUCCAGGGUGGGCAUGUCACCCACUGCAAAGGAGCAACAACACUUGGACUCCACCUCUCGAAGCACUCUUCCUAAAUCUGAAACUCUUCUUAAGAGUUAAUUCUUACAAGCCAUUAUUGCUCAUGGGUUCCUAAAUUGACAGCGCUGAGUUUGUUUGUUUGUUUAUUUUUGGUACUGGGGAUUGAACUUAGGACCUGGCACUUGUGAGGCAAGAGCGGUGCCACUGAGCUAAAUCCGUGGCCUGACAGCCCUGAGUUUGGACAGUUUGAAUCUUGAUGCUCAGAGUAAGCAGCAUCAUGGACCCUCAGCCCAGGCCCAUCUCUGUGCCCACUACUGGAGUUCCUCAGCCAGCAUGAGCUAAGAAUGAAGAUUCUUGGAAACAAUAUGUAGAAUCACAGUAUUCGUGUUGAAUUGUUUUGUUCUUGCUCUAUGAAGAUAAGUGAGCUAAUUUUCUUUCUGGUCUCAUAGCAAUGUCACCAAGGGCCAGGAAAACCCACUUAGUUCAUUUAGUCACUCAGGCAGUGUUAUGAAGAUGUACUUGAAACCUCCCCCUACAGCUCUCUCUCCAAGACAAACAUCCUUUGGAGUAAUCCUUCUUCUGAAUUAAAUUGGUUCUUGUACUUCGUAAUAAUGGGAUUUGACUUGAUUUCCUGCCUAAAAGGUUUGUGGAGACAAGUGUCUUUGCAGAGAUUGUUGCUUGGGUGGCUCUGUACCACAGGUGGAGAGGGCUGGGUGCCUGGGGAGUCAGGUCAGGAACAUGGGGCUCUCAGCUUCAAUGAAUGGAGGGCAGUAAAGAGCAGUAACUACUUCUUUGUUGGCUUUCAUUUUGGUGAUAGAUUCUCAGUCUAGGCAUUUGUAAAGUUCACUCCUCUUAAAGCAGGCUUCAAAAUGUGAUUUAUGUAUAACCAUAUAACUAUAAAUAUACAACAGGUAUGAACUGCACUGACAGGAUAUUUGCUAAUUAAAUGUGGUAGGUAGAUGUAUAAGAAUUUUUUUUUCUAUGAAGAAAAGUUAUUAAAAGGCUUAAAUAGGCAUAUUAAGAUCCUUUGAAUCAGGAUCUUGUACACAUUCCUGCUAUUGCUGAAUGUUAGACCUCAGAAUUAAGAGACCUUAAAGAUCAUUACUGGUAAACUAUUCUGUUGUGUUUUUUUUGGUACUGGAGAUCGAACUUGGGUCCUUGUGCUUGCGCAGCAGGUGGUGAAACCACUGAGCUAAAUCCCCGGCCCAGGGUAAACUAUUCUGAUUCAGUUCUGUUUUUUGGAGGUGCUGCAGUCAUUUUCCUGGUGUUUCAAAGGAACUAGGUGUUUGCUCUUUGAUUUCCAAUGACCUUUUGACAUGUUGUUUAUAACACUGUGGGUUGUUUGUUUUUGAGGUAAGAUGGUCGAGGAAAAAGACUGGGAGCUGUUCAAAGACCAGGAAUCUUAGAGAGAGACACACACACACACACACCAGGGGUGUGAUCGCUGUUUUGCACUAGCAUUUCCGAUACCUAUGAAAGGAAAUGACUGACUGGCCAGGUGUGGUGGAGCACACCUAUAAUUCCAGCAUUCUGGGAGGCUGAGGUGGGAAGAUUCGAAGUUCAAGCUCACCCUAGGAAAUUUAGCAAUUUAGCAAGAUCUGGUCUUAAAAUUUAGAAAGGAAGGGUGUGUGUGCGUGUGCGCGUGCGUGCGCUGUGGAUGUAGCUCUUUGUGAAGGUCAUGAGUUUAAUCCCUAAUACUUUAAAAAAAAGAAAAAGACUAAUGACCUUUAAGGACCAAUUCUAAUAUUCAGUAAUAUGUAGUAAAACUGUGCACAAGGUCUUGAUUUAGAGGAAGAUCUGGGUUUGAGUCCUUUUCCUUUGUUGUUUUCUUACCAGUUGUAGCUAUUGGCCAAGUCCAUUGGUGGCAAACCUGUGGCACACGUGCUGCUUGCAUCAUUGACAGCUCUGAAAGGUUCGCCAUCCCUGGCCUAGUCAUUCUCCUAUAGCUUCUGUCUGUAAAAUAGCAACACCACGGACACAGUUCACUGAAUGUGGUAAUGGAUAUUGGCACGCUUUGUACAUAGAAAAGGGCUAUGAAUUGCUUUACCAACAGUAAAGGUGUGUGAGCCUGUGCCAGCAGGUGCACAUCUGCUUCAGUGACAGAUUCAGUGCCAGCCUCCCUUUAGCGGAGCAGGUUUUUUCCCUGUCCUCUCCCAAGCCUGUUGUUUACUUAAUCAUCUCUUCUGUACUGGAUCUGUGAUCUUACCUCUCCUGACCUCCUGACAGCCACCUCCAUACCAGGAGUUUCUUCUCGUCUCUAAUUCCUAUAUUAAGUAUUUGAAUGAAUAAACAGAUAAAUGAAUGGUAAUGGUACUUAAAGGUACAGUCUCAUGUAAAAACAACCAAAAUAACAGUGACAUUUGCAAUUGUGUGUUUAUAUUGGGUUUUGUAUUAUGUAAUUAUUUUAAUAGCCUUUUUACUCAUAGUACUCAAAGCAACUUCAUGGGGUAGGGAAGGACAUAAUGUUUAGUCAGAGUUAAGCUCUAAGCCAUUUAUUAACCUAUCGGAUGCUCACAGGUACAUUUAUAAAUAGCCUGGGACCUAGGAAAUAAGUGUCAUUAGGCUAAACAAUUUUAUUUGUCAUGUAGGGUUUUGUUAUAUCAUCACACUUACAUAUAUCACCUUCUGAACCUGAGACUCAGAACUGGGCUGUAGGCCUAGUUGAUGGAGCACACCUGAUUCUGAAAUCAUUCUUCUGGCACUGGUCAGAUUUCACUUCCCUUAAGCCUAACCAUUUCUAAGUUUGUUUUAUCUGAACUAAACAUUGAGAACUCCUAAAUCCAACCUCUUGUUUAGAAAGUAACCUUAAAAUUAAAGUAAUACUCCUCUAGGUUUUUCCUCUUACUCAUGUUGCCUUUGCUUUUUUUUUUUGGUACUGGGUAUUGAACUCAGGACCUUGUGCUUACGAGGCAGGCGUCCAUACCACUGAGCUAAAUCCCUGGCCGUGUUGCCCUUCCUUUUUAAAGCACUUUCUUCCUGAUGCUCAAAGAAGAACUUUCUUUUGUUUUCUGAGGCAGGGUCUUGCUAUAUAAUUCAUGCUGGCAUGAAAUUCACAACAGUCCUGUCUCAGCCUCCCACGUGCUGAGAUUACAGGUGUGCACCACCAUGGGCAAAGCAAAAAGGUCAGUGCUCAGACAAGGAAGAAAGUUUUGUAAUCAGCUGAAUUGUUUGUCUUUACUUUUGUUUCUGUGUUUUAUUUUUGAGACAGGGUCUUGCUAUAUUGCCCAGGCUGGCUCAAGUGGUGCUUGUGCCUCAGCCUCCCAGAGUACUGGGAUUAUUGGCAUGUCCUGCCAUGCCCUCUUUAUGUUGCUUUUUUUUUAGACAAGAUCUCGCCUGGUCAUUCACUCACUUUAUAGCCUGGGCUGUAGCCUACAUUGGUCUCGAACUUGCAGUGAUCCUUCUGCCUCAGCCUCCCAAAUGGUGGGAUUACAGGUAUGUGCCACCAAACCCAACAUUUUUGAGAGAUGAAAAAUGAAAUAUCUCAAUCUGCCUCAGAUAUUAUUAGGGGAAAUGCAUUCUGUUUGAGUAUUUCUGCAGUGUUUAAUUUGCCUAUUAAAAAUGUCUUUCAUGGACUGUGAGUGUUGAGCUCAGUGGUACAGUACUUGCGGAUGGCCCCCAAAAAAUCUGUAUUAAAAAAGACCAGGAAAGGACAUUCAAGUAAAUGUAUAUACAGUAAAUACAAGAUGACUUUUUCUUGUAUUGUUGAUGCUUAUUUAAAUGGUAUUGGCUGAUUUAUGGGCCAGGGAUUUAGCUCAGUGGUUCUGCCACCUGCUUCACAAGCGCAAGGACCCAAGCUCAAUCCCUGGUACCAAAAAAAAAAAAAAAUGGUAUUGGCUGAUUUAUAUAAAGUAGCUAUGGUAAAUAAAAUCUGAAUGAAAGACACAGAAGGUGGCAUGUUUUUGAGAUCCUUUUAUUUUUUAAAGGACUGUUUUAAAAUUUUAAACUACAAAACAGACUUCAUACAUUCUGCCAUAAAUAAAAACAAACAAUAAGGCAGGACUCUACAUAAGCAAACUGAGAACUGUUUUUCAGAAAA